AUGGCUUUUUUUCUUGUCGACGGGCUGCUGUGGGAGGUCGUCUACGCCAGAACCUGUCAGCUCGAGCCAUUCUACCAGCUAUCACGGCCCGAGGGUGCAAGACUUGAGAGCUCGCUUGCAAUGGGGUACAUCAAUACGAUGACCUUUUUGGUGCCGGUGAAAUCGGCCAUGGCCCACCAUUGGACCGUCUUCCUCGCCUCGGUUGUUUACUUUGCGACUUUCACACUGUCGCCGCUGCUCACUCGGCUGGCAUGGACUAUGGUUUGGCCUGCGUACAGUCGUGACACGACUGUCGUGGUACUCAUGCACGAAUCAUGGUGUCGCGUACUCGAGGUUCUCUGCCUUCUUUCUUUUGUGUGCGGCCUUGGUCUAGCCAUUAUUCAGAGGAGGCGGUCGGGCCUAUUAUCUGAGAUAUCCUCCAUUGAGGAUUUGACCCGCCUGCUAUGCGACAGCCCCCAGUUUCUUUCUAUGCUGAAGAAAAUCCCAUCUCAUGCCGACAGCGGAGCCCUGCAAGAAGCCCUUCAGCAUUGCCGGUUUCGACUCUCCUACAAGCAGCACCGGCGGUUAGAGCUGGUGGCCUCUCAAGAUCCAAACACGGCAUCCAUCCCCCGGACCAUUGGGAUUGGGAACACAAGUCUCGACGCACACCCAUUCAACCUAUUCCCACCUGUUGUAUGGGCAGUGCAACUGAUGGUGUCGGGUGUCUACCUUCCCAUUGUUCUUCUUGCAACCUUUCCUCCGGAUGAUUUCGACCCGGAUAUCCUGAGGCCAUUGUUCACAGCUCUGCUGCUGAUCAACACCGUAUCCUGGUCAGGAAUACAAAGCAGUUUGAGCGCAAUCCUGCCAUUUGCCUCGUUAACAGCGCGUCGUCAGUCCAAGGAGCCUCGGGUUCGAAGCCAUGACAGUCUGAAACAAAUCAGACAAAGAUACGCCCCAGGUUCGACCCUCCUUCAAGUAACCGCGGGCUCCAGCUUGUGCCUAAUGGCUUUGGGCGGAUCUCUCAACCUCCAGCUCAUGAUGCUACUCGUCAACCCCCUCUGGGACUCCACCUUGGCAAUAGUCAAAAAACAAGGGAUAUACGCGCCGGUGCCCGGAUGCCUGCGUGGACCUGCGUUGUUGGCUCAGAUACUUUCUUAUAUCGCUCCAUUCAUCUCACUUGCCGCCUUCCUCAACGCUCUACUCUAUCGGCGUGUCUUUGCGCCUCGGAGGCCGAACACUCUUGUCUCCAAGAUGGUCUACUUGUGCCGAGGGGAGCACUUGCUACACGAUGUCAGAGACAGUACGGCGUUGGGCCUGGCUACAUCCGAGGGAUGCUAUUCGUUCGGGUGGUUCCAAGACAGGGAGGGUCAGUGGUUUGUGGGUGUGGAUAGGAGGAUCAACGUGGCAAAGGAGUAUAAGAAGGUGGGUGAGACGGGGCCAGAUGUCGAUGUUGUCCAAAGGACCUACAGGCAAGAAAUAUAA
This is a messenger RNA of Podospora anserina S mat+, 1461 nucleotides long. RefSeq lists its product as uncharacterized. The transcript has 2 exons. Bases 1 to 1461 code for a protein of 486 amino acids. The record is from RefSeq and is a predicted model, not a curated record. NCBI's taxonomy places the organism in Eukaryota, Fungi, Ascomycota, Sordariomycetes, Sordariales, Podosporaceae.